Paramormyrops kingsleyae is the source of this 736-nucleotide messenger RNA. RefSeq names its product small ribosomal subunit protein eS10-like. Gene Ontology annotation, molecular function: RNA binding; structural constituent of ribosome. Gene Ontology annotation, cellular component: cytosolic small ribosomal subunit. Lineage: Eukaryota; Metazoa; Chordata; Actinopteri; Osteoglossiformes; Mormyridae. The record is from RefSeq and is a predicted model, not a curated record.
AAUAAGCCAUAGUGCAUGUCACCUAAAAUAAAGCGACACAGUAGUUUUGAAGGCCACCCUGGUUGCCGUACAACAUGGCGGCGCGCGGCAGCGUCACGCGUCCCCUCAGUACGGCAGGCGCCACUUCUCGCGCAUGUAGGAGUUCGCGCGCAUGCUCCGGCCUUUCCGGCUCCGGUCCCGCAGCAGGCUGCAGAGAUGCUGAUGCCCAAGAAGAACCGCGUCGCCAUCUACGAGCUCCUGUUCAAGGAGGGAGUGAUGGUGGCCAAGAAGGACGUGCACUUGGCCAAGCACCCCGAGCUGGCGGACAAGAACGUGCCCAACCUGCACGUCAUGAAGGCCAUGCAGUCCCUCAAGUCCCGCGGCUACGUCAAAGAGCAGUUCGCCUGGCGCCACUUCUACUGGUACCUCACCAACGAGGGCAUCCAGUACCUGAGGGACUUCCUGCACCUGCCUCCCGAGAUCGUGCCCGCCACCCUGCGGCGACAGACCCGCCCGGAGACCGCCAGGCCCCGGCCCAAAGCACUCGAUGGGGAGAGGCCAGCACGGCUUGCCCGGGGGGAGGCUGACCGGGACACAUACAGGCGCUCAGCGGCACCGCCCGGUGCCGAUAAGAAGGCCGAAGCCGGCGCUGGAGCCUCGGCAGACUUCCAGUUUAGAGGUGGAUUUGGCCGUGGACGAGGACAGCAGCCUCAGUAACUUCCCACUGUUUCUACACAAUAAAGCGUUAUGUCUCUCA